AUGGACGAACCACUCCCAGACGAAACCAUGUCGAGCCUGGUUACCGAGUUCAAGUCUGCCAGCCCUACGCACACAGACCUGAACAAGGAGGUCGUCUUCCCACGAAUGUACUUCUUCUCUUUUCUCGAAGAGUGCCAGUUGCAGAUCAAACCUGACGACGAUGGUAUCAACACCAAGGUCCGAGCUAUCUUCACGUCAACGCAGGUGCAUGCCAACUACACGACUUGCACCCCAGAUACUGCUUCAACUGUGCGUUGUAUCUUGUAUGAUGCUGACAUUCCGGGGUGUGAAGAUGAUGAGGAGGAGGAACCGAGUGCAAACAAGGAGCUUUCGGACUGGUUAGUGGCAGCACGCGAGCAUCUACGAACGGUCCAGUCUUCAUCACGCGCUCACGCCGAUGAGACGACCGAGGAACCAGGACUCAUUCUAGCGAAAUCCAUCGACGAUGUAAUGACACAACUCGACAGCGCGAUCGACGUCAGCAAAUGCACGCAAUUCUUGCUCUGUCCGGGCCAUGCACACUGGGAAUAG
This is a messenger RNA of Fusarium verticillioides 7600, 531 nucleotides long. RefSeq lists its product as hypothetical. Bases 1 to 531 code for a protein of 176 amino acids. The record is from RefSeq and is a predicted model, not a curated record. NCBI's taxonomy places the organism in Eukaryota, Fungi, Ascomycota, Sordariomycetes, Hypocreales, Nectriaceae. The transcript is spliced from 3 exons.